AUGGAGGCACCACUUGAAGAAACCAGAUUUAAAGUGUUACUAGAGUUGAAGGAGUCUGCAGAUAUCAACGGAAGACAUGGACUUGAUCUUGUGAUGGUAAUAGAUAUCAGUGGAAGCAUGCAUGAGGGAGGCAAGUUAAACAAAUUGAAAAUCGCCACGAAAUUGGUCGUUGAGAAACUUAGCCCCGUUGAUCGUUUCUCGGUUGUCACAUUCUUUGACAGCUCGAUCAGAUUGUUCCCACUGCACCAGAUGACUAAAGAUUCUAAAGACGAGAUUAUAGAGGAGAUCAAACUUUUAAAAGCCAAAAAUAGUAAAAAAAAUAUUGCUAAGGGCCUUAGAAUGGCCUUAAAAGUGCUCAAUGACCGCCAUUUUACGCCUGGGCGUGUGGGUGCCGAAAAUAGAGGUAAAGCUGCCGAGGUUGAUGUUAGCAAGGUGCCAGUACACACAUUCGGGUUUGGUGCAAGCCACGACCAAAGGGUGCAAUUAGAGAUAGCAAAGAAGAGCAAUGGAGGAACGUUUUCAGGUGUGCAAAAUGACAACAACUUGCUCAUUGCAUUUUCCCAGUGUUUGGUUGGGCUUCUCACCGGCGUUGUUCAGGACUUGCGGCUAAUAGUCGCACAAGUCAACACAGAAUCGAUACUCAAGAACUUGCUCGCUGGAAACUAUCCAAUUGAGACCAAAAACUCUGCAGUUACUAUUUUCUAUGGCGAUUUCUACGGAAAGGAGGUACGCAAGGUCAUAGUCGCAAAUGAGUCACUGCAAUUAUGCCGUCGGUUGCAUCAUUAA
This is a messenger RNA of Morus notabilis, 786 nucleotides long. RefSeq lists its product as uncharacterized. The record is from RefSeq and is a predicted model, not a curated record. The transcript is spliced from 2 exons. Bases 1 to 786 code for a protein of 261 amino acids. Lineage: Eukaryota; Viridiplantae; Streptophyta; Magnoliopsida; Rosales; Moraceae.